UUGAAGCACCCAGUCUACCCAUCUCUGUGCUCGGUUAGCGGUGCGCGCUGCCGCUGCGCACAGUGAACGCGCCUCUCCAUGCGGUUUGAAUAAAGAAGGUAAAACAGAAAAAGAAAUCAGCGGAUGAUGGAAAGACAUGAAUCUGAUAUUGAAACGGGGUAGCAGUGACCGGUCUUAUCCUCUCAUCUGAACCCGGUCAAAGUGUCCGGAGGGUCCGGUUCUCCGCCCUGCUCCUCCGCUCUUUGUCAACCGGUUUACACACGGAAACCCGGGCGGGUUUGUGGGUUUUGUGAAUGAAGACGGUCUACCGGAGAGACACUCGUUAGUUUUAAUUGGCGAAUCAUCCGGGGCGUUGUUGUUUUUAGGGUUUUCCGUGGAAUCGGGUCGGAUUCUGUUUCCUAUAGGAUUUUAGCACAUUUUGUUUUAAGGGGAAGCCUUGAUGCUGUUCAGUCUGAUCCAGUCUUUAAUUAUCGGCUUUAUCUUCCUAUAAUUCUUAACGGGACUGUGGGAGUGUGCACGCAACGCUGAGAGUAACCGACCUUUGCAUGGUGGAUUUUUAAGUCAUUAUUUUAUCUUUGAUUGUUUCUGACUCUGCUUCGCCUGGCUGCCUCUGUCCUUUGUGUGGACUCGGGCUGUCAGUCCUGGACUCGGUUAAACUGUCCCAGUUGGUCCCCGUUUGAAGAGCACCAUGCCAGAGUGUGUGUCGGUGUCAGAGUUUGUGCAGGAGGUUCAGGAGGACUGGAGCUCCCCCACCACUUCCUCCUUCACCUCCAAGAUGAUCAGCUGCAAGAACACGGUCUACCUGCUGGAGGAGGCUCUAGACAGUGAUCGGCUGGUGCUGCAGAAGAUGAAGAAAGCUGCCAAAGCCAAAUACACAUCAGGACAAGACCACGUGUCCCACUUGGAGCAGUAUAUUAAUUCAAUGGAGAAGUUGUCGGUCAACUGUCACUCAAAUGGAGAAACGGAGGUCGGUUCUGCAUUCUAUCGCCUGGCGGACUUUUCUAAAGAGCUCGUCUCUCCUAUGAAAAAACUGUUAAAGAGCAUGCUCCACAACAUCAACUUCUUCCUGGACACUCUGGUUAAAGGAGACCUGAGGGAGGUGAAGGGGGAUCUGAAGAAGCCUUUUGACAGGGCAUGGCGAGACUAUGAGAGCAGAUUUAAGCAAGUGGAGAAGGACAAGAGGGAGUUGGCUCGUCAGUAUGGGAUGGUGAGGAGUGAGGUGAGCGGAGGAGAGAUUGCUGAGGAGCUUGAGAAGGAGAGACGCUCCUUCCAGCUGAGCAUGUGUGAGUAUCUGAUCAAGGUCAACGAGAUAAAGACAAAGAGAGGAGUCGAUCUGCUGCAGAACCUCAUCAAACACUACCACAGCCACAACAAUUUCCUGCAGGAGUGCGUCUCCACCACACAGAGGUUGAAGCAGUACAUGGAGGAGCUGAACGGCGUCCUGACCGUGGUGAAGCAGCGUCAGGAGGAGGAGAAGAGACAGCUGUGUGCCCUCAGAGACCAGCUGAGGCCGGUCGUCCACACGGAGCAGGACCCUGUACCGAAGCAGGUGUAUAGUAUGCAUCAGCUGAUCGGAGACAAACAGUAUGGAACAGAAAGAGCAGGAUUCCUCUACAAGAAGAGUGAUGGGUUGAGGAAAAUGUGGCAGAAGAGGAAAUGUUCAGCUCACAACUGUUACCUGACCAUCGCACAUGCUACUCCUAAUAAGUCUCCUACGAGACUGAACCUGCUCACCUGUCAGGUUAAACCCAGUGUGGAGGACAAGAAAUGCUUUGACCUCAUCUCCAAUAAUCGGACCUACCAUUUCCUGGCUGAAGAUGAAGCUGAGUGCGUGGCCUGGAUCUCGGUGCUCAGUAACAGUAAGCAGGAGGCUCUGAGUGCAGCUCUGGAUGGGGGGAGGAGAGGGGGAGAGGAGAACAGCGUGGAGGAUCUGACCCAGGCCAUAACUGACGACAUUAGACGGAUGCCAGGAAACAACAGCUGUUGUGACUGCGGAGCUCCAGAUCCUGGAUGGCUCUCAACCAACCUGGGCAUCCUAACAUGCAUUGAGUGCUCAGGGAUACAUAGGGAGAUGGGGGUCCAUGUCUCCAGGAUCCAGUCUCUGAGUCUGGACAGCCUGGGGACUUCAGACCUGCUGUUAGCCAGGAAUAUUGGUAAUGCUGGUUUUAAUGAAAUACUGGAGGCAAACCUGCUGAGUCCUUCACUGAAGCCCUCCCAGCACAGCCACAUGACAGAGCGUAAAGACUUCAUCCUGUCAAAGUAUCAGGAUGUUAAUUUUGUGAAGCGAAGUCACAGCUCUGCUUCAGUGAUGAGGCUCGGCCUGCAGGAGGCGACGAAGAGCUGCGACAUCUACAGUCUGAUCCGAUUGUACGCUCAGAGGACAGAGCUGAGUCAGCCGCUGCACACGCACAUACAGGAGAAAGGGGAGACGGCUCUCCAUCUGGCCGUCCUACUGGCUGACAGGACGUCACUGCACAUCCUGGACUUCCUAGCUCAGAACUGGUGUGUUUCUUUAUCCAGCUCCAACGUUGAUGUGCAGACAUCAGCUGGAAACACUGCACUGCACUACAGCUGUCUGCACAACAAGAGUGACUGUGUAAAGCUGCUGCUUAGAGCCAGAGCCAACAUACACAUCAAGAAUGAGCUCGGAGAGACCGCUUUGGAUGUUAGCCGCAGGUUGAAGCAUGGCCACUGUGAGGCGCUGCUACAGCAGGCCCAGUCCAACCAGUUUGGCCACCAUGUCCAUGUGGAGUACGAGUGGAGGCUUCGUCAUGACGAUAUCUAUGACAGUGAUGAUGACGUUGAUGACAAGAACGGUCUGGUGAAGAAGGAGCGGUCCUCCUCCUCUUCGUCUGCUUCCUUCACCUCCUCCUUCUCCUUCAGCUCUCGUCCCUUCAGCUUCAGUCAGUCCGGGUCCUCCUCUAGCACCCCACUUUCCUCUGGAGCAGCGGGAGGACCAGGAGGACUGCUAAGUGUUGGGAGGAGACUUGCCAUGGCCAUGGAGCUCCACAGCCGACCCUCUGGCUCCGUUCCCAGCCCUCCUCCACCUCCCCCAUCCUCCCCUGCACCCCCGCUACCCCCCAGGUUCAAAGCUCCCAGUGUUCCUCCUCCUCCCCUUCCAGCAGGGGGGGAGGGAGUGAUGGAGGAAGAGCUGGAAGAGGGAGAGGUCUUCUCCCCCCUGACAGGAAACCGAAAGUUGACCACUCCCCCUCCCAUCGCUGUCCGACAAAAAAGGAGCUCCUCUGAAUCCAGCAAACACGAUUAUGGGUUGCCAGCCAGUCCCAGGAUCUACAGCAGUCCAGACUCGUCCUUUAAGAAGUAUGUUCCAGCUUCUCCCCUCGGCUCACUCAUUGAACGACCCGGCAGAGGUUUUCGGAGAGCGGACAGUGAAGGUAGCUCCUCCCACAUCCUGCAACAUGCUACUAAAGCUCCGCCCAGUGAGUCUCCCACCAGUCAGCGCUCUCAGAGCUUUGAGAGUGGCAGCAGAGGCUCCGCCCCCCAACCACUUCCUCGCCGGACAUUGGCUCGAAGCACAACAAAUCGUCGGGUUCAGGCUCUAUAUGAUUGCCAGGCGGACCAUCACGAUGAGCUGAGCUUCUCAGAGGGACAGGUGUUGGUGGUCCUGGGACAGGAGGACAGUGAUUGGUGGCAUGGCUAUGUAGAAGAUGAACCGGACCAGAGGGGUUUGUUUCCGUCGUCCUUCGUCCAGCUGCUCUCUGACUGACAUGAACCCAGACAAGACCAGGAUCCAGCCAGAUCCAGACCAGAUCAGAGCCUGGAGCUCAGAACCAAACUGGGUCAGUACUGAGCAGCAGAAGCUGAACCCUUGAUCUUCAAAGGACCAGGACGGUGACCUAAUCGGCUCUAGCAUCCGGAGAGUUCACACGGUCCAGCCACUGUUCGCAUUGUCAUAGUAAAUUAUGCUCCGUCACCAUGGAAACGUUACUAACAAACUAUCUAGAUCAGACUAGAUAUUUAGGUGGCUCUGGCCAUAUGGGAAUGUUGCCAUGGGGACAGACUCAGACUGAUCAGCAAUGAUUCAAGGCUGAUAAUUUUAUUUCAAACUUUUUUAUAAUGUGCACAGAUAAUGGCAGGUAAUUUCAAGAUAACUGGACUUUUAUUUUGAAGUUAAUCUGAAUGACUAUCCUGUUCUAAUUUAUUUAAUGUAUUUAAAGUUAUUAAUGCUGUGGCAAUGCCACCAAAGGAGCUGCUACUGCCCUAUUUCAGGCUUCACCGCCUUAGUGGGACGAGGCUUACAAGGGUCCAGCCUUCCGUGGACUGAGGGUGAGGCUCCUGAACCUGCUUGUUGGAAAUAAAUGAGAUGUUCCACUGAGGAGUUACCAGGCCCAAAAAGACCAGUGGAUGAAAAGCAGCCGUCUGCUCUAAAUUCAGGUAAAAUCAGUUGGUCCAUAAACAGACUUCAGCUGAGGUGGGGCCUGAAAUCGGACUCAGCAGAAGUUGAUGCUUCCAGCUGCCUUCGAUGUCUCCCUUAGUAAAGCUUGGUCACAUUGUUUCUAUUCUAUAAAAUCUACCUGUCCUCAGCCCCAAAACAGGAUCUGAUAUCGCAUAUCUGAUGCGGGUAGCCAAUAA
Molecule: messenger RNA, 4590 nt
Organism: Monopterus albus (swamp eel)
Lineage: Eukaryota; Metazoa; Chordata; Actinopteri; Synbranchiformes; Synbranchidae
Product: un-named sa1614
Exons: 28
Coding region: 689-3724 (1011 amino acids)
Biological process (GO): positive regulation of GTPase activity
Cellular component (GO): cytoplasm
Molecular function (GO): GTPase activator activity; protein binding
Source: RefSeq, a predicted model, not a curated record